Molecule: messenger RNA, 255 nt
Organism: Cordyceps militaris CM01
Lineage: Eukaryota; Fungi; Ascomycota; Sordariomycetes; Hypocreales; Cordycipitaceae
Exons: 2
Coding region: 1-255 (84 amino acids)
Source: RefSeq, a predicted model, not a curated record
AUGCGCCCGUCGGUCGAGCCGGCCGAAACGCAUCAUGAUGGAAACAUUCUCCAGAGCCGCGGAUACAGAGGUUGGAAACUCGAAAGAUGGACCGCGAUGGCCCGUAAAUGGAUACGCCUGGGCCUCGAGUUGUCUCUCUCCUCACGGAGGAUUGGCGUUCUCUUGGCUGGUGCAAGCACCGCCUACACACCAGUUUCAGCUGACCUCCCCAGGGCAAGCUAUCAAGCCCUGUUCCCUUCUAUAACCAUCAUAUAA